Molecule: messenger RNA, 1878 nt
Organism: Anopheles nili
Lineage: Eukaryota; Metazoa; Arthropoda; Insecta; Diptera; Culicidae
Gene: Irbp
Product: X-ray repair cross-complementing protein 6
Exons: 8
Coding region: 1-1866 (621 amino acids)
Biological process (GO): double-strand break repair via nonhomologous end joining; cellular response to X-ray; telomere maintenance
Cellular component (GO): nucleus; Ku70:Ku80 complex
Molecular function (GO): telomeric repeat DNA binding; damaged DNA binding; DNA helicase activity
Source: RefSeq, a predicted model, not a curated record
AUGAGUGCAAAUUGGCGGUCUAAUCACUCGGAUGAAGAAGAUGACGAUGAGUAUGACGAACCUUUUACAGGCCGAUCUGGAAUUAUAUUGGUUAUCGAUUGUGCUGGCUAUAUGUUUGAAGAUGGUUCAAAUACGGCCUUUCUACAAACUCUUUUCAUUACUGAAGCAAUGAUGCGGAAUAAAGUGGUCACCAACGAAAAGGAUUUGAUGGGAGUAGUGUUUUACAACAUUAAAAACAGUCCUACGCCAGAGAGUGGAGAACCACUUCAACCGGGACUAGUUGCACCAAAACAGUGCGCUAUAUAUCUACCUUUGAGUGCCGUGUCUGUUGAAAUGAUACGCAAACUACGGGGAAUGCGUGAAUCAGACGACUUUUUCGGAUUUGAUGCAUUGUACGGGCAUGCUCACGACACAAACCUUUCGAACGUAUUUUGGCUUUGUUCUCGAAUGUUUUCCCAUUGCGGAUACAAACUGGAGCAAUCCACGAUCGUGCUGUUUACCAGCAAUGAUCAACCGCACGAAAGCAGCAGCAGCGAAUAUCAGCAGACGCUUGUAAAGGCAAGAGAUCUACAGCAGAAGGAAAUAUUUUUUGAGUUAGUUCCCAUGAGCGACACAUUCGAUUGCGAUAAAUUUUAUAAAGAGUUUAUAUGCACCGUGCUGAAUCAAGAUACGGAUGAAUUUGCAGCACCGGUAUACCAGAGAUCGAAGGAGCUAUUACUUCAACGGUUAUUUGUUAGAAACUAUCAAAAUCGAAGUAUAGUUCAUCUAAAAUGGCAUCUAUCCGACUCUAUUUCACUUGGUGUUAAUGUGUAUUCGUUAUCGAGAAAACCUCGCAUGCCUAAAAAGGUUAAAUUGUUAAGAUCAACCAACCAAGUGAUUGUUUCUAAACGAGUGCACAUGGCUAGCACGUUUUCCGAUGAACGAGAAGAAGAAGAAACCAAAGCGCUGUUACCAGGCAAUCAGAGGAAAUCAAUAACCGUUGGUGGGGAAACCGUGUCGUUCAAGCCAGAGGAAGUCGUGCUUAUGAAGCAGAUUUUACCUCCAGGCAUACGUCUUCUAGGAUUCAAACCUGCUUUUUCAGUCAAAACAACCAACCAUAUUAGGCCCAGUUUGUUCCUGUAUCCAAAUGAAAGUUACAUCAAUGGCUCGACGACGCUCUUUCGAGCACUUUAUGAAAAAUGCAUUGAAAAGGAGCAGGUGGCCUUAUGCAUUUUGACUAUGCGCCGAAAGCAACCUUCAAAACUGGUAGCAUUGAUACCUCAAACAGAAUCGACAGAUGUUCCAUCCGGAGAAGUCAGUCGACCUGUUGGCUUUAGAGUCAAGUUCAUUCCAUUCACCGCUGAUAUUCGAAAACUAGCCAUUCUUGAAGAUGCCGAAAUACCUGAAGUGACCGACGAGCAGACAGAUGUGUUCAAAUUUGUCAUCAAAAAGAUCAAAUUUAAAUUCCAUCCCGCUCACUUUGACAACCCUUUGCCGCAAAAUCUGUUUAUCAAUAUCGAAUCGCUGCUAUUUGAUGAGCAAGAUGCCGAACUAUAUGAUGCUUCGCAGCCAGAUAAUGAAAAAAUUGAUUCAAAAUUAGAACCCAUUAUGGCCAGCAUGCAGGAUAUGUUUGGAGAGGAUCCCGAGGAAGUUGCCAAGCGUCGUCGAAACGAAGGAGCAAAUAAUGAAAAUGAACCCAGGUCCAAAAGCGCAAGGUUGGAAUCGUUAAAUGACGAAGAUCUUGUAGAAAUGGUAAAACAAGGCAAUGUAACGAAUAUCUCCGUGGCUAUGUUGAAGGCAUACCUUCAAAAACAAGGUGUUACCGGGAUUUCUAAGCUAACAAAACCAGACUUAGCAGCCAAAAUUCGAGAUUUGGAAAAUAACUAAUCUAUCCAUUGC